UGCACCAAUCCAGCAGUUCACCAUUUCCGUGAAACAGUGCUCUCAGCCAUGGACAGAGAUGCCGAUUAAAGGCCGACGUCACCACCUCCGGACGCUGAAACGACCGAAGAGAGCAAAACGCGUCCGACCGGAGGCGAAGGCGGACGUCCACCACGCGCUCCAUGCGUUCGAGGUGUCCGAUCCAUUGGACCAUGCAGAGACCGACCUGCAAGCCUAUCGUCACGUCCAGCCCAUUCUGACGCUGUUGGCCAAGAAGCUUCGCUUAAAGCCCAGGGAACUGCGGAUUUGGGAUCCCUAUUUUUGCAAGGGAACCGUGGUGCAGCACAUGGCGAAGCUGGGAUUUGACCAGGUGCGGAAUGUGAAUGAAGAUUUCUACAAGGUGCAAGAAGGGGAUCUUCCGGACUACAACGUGCUGAUGACCAACCCACCCUACUCCUCCGACCAUUUACAACGAUGCCUAGACUUUUGCAGAAGGGCUGGUAAACCCUUUCUCCUGCUGCUGCCCUGCUGGGUGGCCAAAAAACCUUACUUCUCCACGCUAAAGCCUCUUGAAGAGUCUAUGUUUUUUGUGGUGCCCCUGCAGCGAUACAGCUACACCAUGCCUCCUGAUUUGGUCCCAGCUUCAUGUAAGCCCUCUUGGGUUGGAGAAGAUGGGGCUACUUCGCCUUUCUUAUCUGCUUGGUAUGUCUGCGUGCCGAGUAUGCCCAACUUUUUCAAAGCUGCGAAGACAGUCAUGGAUCGGGAAGGACCUUUUGAUUGUGUCCUUGUCAAGAGCCUUCAAGCCUCAAAAUGGAAGCUCAAGAAGGCCGGCCAAACCGGAGAAGCUGAAGCGCCGAACACCGCAAGAGCUGGUACCAACAAGAGAUGCAACAAGAGGAGAGUUGCUUCCAAGAAAAGAACAGUGCCAGGGACCAUAGAGUUUGAUUGAGGUGAUGGUUCAAGUGAUGAACCACAGUGAAGCACUGUGAUGUCGUGGCUGCCUUCCAUUCUGUGUGAAUGGGCUUGAACGACGUGACCACCGAGGCACAGAAGACGACCGAUCGGAGAUCAAAGAUCGGAGAUCGGAGAUCGGUCGAGAAAAGUCGAAGCAGAGACGGUUUGGAGUUGAUGUCAAUGCGGUGUUUGGCAAAUCUCC
Molecule: messenger RNA, 1135 nt
Organism: Durusdinium trenchii
Lineage: Eukaryota; Dinophyceae; Suessiales; Symbiodiniaceae
Source: the annotation of a GenBank genome assembly